UGAACUUCUCGCUAUCAAUAACUUCAAUUCCUCGUCUCAUCCUGCUUACUCCUCCACUGAAGUAUCCUCAUUAUUUAUACCCAACCGCAACGAUGUUUCUUAAGAGAAAGCGCUCCGAUUCCGAGAUCUCCACGACCUCUUCCCUCCUCUCCUCCCCACUUUCCACAUCCCUCGUGUCUGUCGACGCGUUCCAAUCGUCCCAGCAUAUACAAACCCCCUCUCUCUUCUCCUCACGAACGCGCAAACGUCACCGCGACAACCGGCCCUCCGAGUCCAUUGUGCAUGAGCACACCUUAUCGCUGCUCUUUUCCGCGCAACAGAAUAGCCGAUCGGAAAUCCAAUUAUCCCCAGAGUUCGAACAGCAGCAAGAACCAAUUGCAUCCCUCCCAUCAAAUCAGGAAUUGGAUCCUCAUCAAUCAACUCUACACUCAUUCUUUAAUAUCCACCCUGCGCGUCAAUCAUCACCCUCCAGCCUCUCAUCCAAUGCUUCAGAUUCUUCCUCUAGUACCCCUCUACAAAACACAAACAUGUCCUCUUUCUUCCCGGCCACACAUUGCGAAGAUUGCGAUACCCCACUUAGUCAAUUGGGAGAUAGUAACGCAAUGGAUGUUGAUAUGAUGGAUAUUGAUGGGGCGAACGGGGCAAACUACGCGUGUGAGGGCUGUGGGAAGUCAGUGUGUCACAGCUGUGCUAUGAGUAAUUUCGGAGAGCAGAGAAAGUGUCGGGGGUGCGCGGGAAUGGGUCAGAAGCAAUGGGUGGGUGGCAUUGGAUGGAUUUGAAAGGAAUUGUUUUAUACCCAUUUGUGUAAGCAUCAAGAGAGCUCGCUCUGUGUAUUGGAUUGUUUGCAUUAUGGAGUUUGCCCAUUGGCAGGGAUUGCUGGAUACUGGGCAUUUUUUAUCUAUAAGAGCUUUAAUCAAGACUUAUUAAUCAGGAGGUUGAGGACUAGAUCUGU
Messenger RNA from Amorphotheca resinae ATCC 22711, 952 nucleotides. RefSeq lists its product as hypothetical. The record is from RefSeq and is a predicted model, not a curated record. The coding region runs from base 93 to 779 and encodes 228 amino acids. The transcript has 2 exons. NCBI's taxonomy places the organism in Eukaryota, Fungi, Ascomycota, Leotiomycetes, Helotiales, Amorphothecaceae.